CCCCUAGACAAAACAAAAUAGACUUAUUUCUCAAAUUACCCAUUCCACGAAACGUUUUAGUUUACUUCGUCCCCGCUGGGUGGCACUGAAGCCAACUUUUAAUAACCGUGCGGUUCUGCGCGCGCCAUUUUACACAGAGAACGCCAUUUCUGUUUUGUGAUCCGCCAUUAUCUGUUUACGAAAUUGAGUUUUGCUGUUUUAAUAUUUUUCCUGUGUGUUUUAUCGUUUAUUUUUUUGUAAAUCAACAUUUUUUUAAGAUGGUUGCCAUUUAUUGUGCUGUUCAGGGUUGUUGGGGGUCUAAAGCAAGUAAACAUGUGUUUCCAAAUCCCUCAAAAAAUAUGGACCUGUUUAAAACAUGGGUAGAAUUAUGUGGAAAUAAACGACUACUUGAAAUGAAUCCUAACAAAGUUUAUUCAGGUUGUCGAGUGUGCAGUCUACAUUUUACAAAAGAGUGUUAUUUAUCCAAUAAUAGGUUGACUCGUACAGCCCUUCCAACAAAAUUUUUACCAGGCUUAGAGCCACAAACAGUUAUGGAAGAUGUCAUACCUACUUCACAGGGUACCGAGUUGGAUCUACCCUCAAUUUUCCAACCAUCAACAUCCCAAGGUGACGGAAUUAUGUCUUCCUUAGAUAGGUGUACAACUCCCACAACUGUAAACCCAAGAAAAUCGAUUUUAUCCUCAAUUGGAUUUACUCGAAAAUUACAGUUGUCACCCAAAAAGAAGGAGUUGCAUAAGCAACUUGGGGAAAUGAAAAAAAUUGCCAAUAAUUUGAGUCGGUCAAAAAAAUCCCUGAAAAAAAGAUUAUUUGAAGCAACAAAAUUUUCUGAAAGAAUAUCUUUUAUUAAGAUGGUGGAAAACUUAAAUUUCGUUCAAAAACGAUUUUUUGAAUGCCAACUUAAAAAUGCAACAAAAAAAACAAAGGGCAGAAGAUACUGUAAUGAAGACAAAAUAUUGGCCCUUGCCUUGUGCAAACAGACAGGACCGGGUUAUAAAUAUUUAUCACAUAUUUUUGCGUUACCAUCAAAACAAACAAUUGCCAAAUUUUUAAAUAAAAUUGAAGUCGGACCAGGGUUUAAUAGUGUUAUUUUUAAAGCCCUUAAAGCAGAAGUUGAUAAAUUUAAGGACCCUAAGGAUAUAUACUGCAUGAUAUUAUUUGAUGAAAUGUCAAUAUCAACUCAAUUGAGUUACAACAGGAAAAAGGAUGUUGUUGAAGGAUUUGACUCCAUCCACAAGGGAAAUCAAUUUGCUAAUCAUGCUCAAGUGUAUAUGGUGCGUGGAAUAAAUAAAAGGUGGAAACAGCCCAUUUAUUUUAAUUUCACUUCUGGACCUGCAAAAACUAUCGAUAUAGUUGUUUCAUUAAAAUUGUUGAUUAAAAAACUAAGAGACAUUGGACUUAUUGUAUGUUCAGUAAUUUGUGACCAAGGCACCAACAACUCAGCAGCUUUAAAGUACCUUGUAAAAGAAACCAGGGAUGAAAAAAUAAAAAAAGGUGAAGAUAUGGAGAUAUCAGAUUUUUUUUUUGAUAUAGAGGGCCAAAAAAUACUUCCAUUAUUUGACCCACCACAUCUCAUUAAAUGUGUACGAAACAACUUAUUAAAACAUAAUUUAGUUUAUUACUCUGAUAAGCAAAAAAAGGUUGCAAAAUGGGACCAUUUGCUGAAGGCAUAUAAAAUGGAUCCCUAUUUUGGGAGUUUAAGGUGCAUGCCCAAGCUUACUGACUUGCAUGUUAUCCCUGAAAAAAUAGCUAAAAUGAAGGUAUCAUAUUGUACCCAAGCUAUUAGCAGAACUGUGGCAAUGACCAUAAAUUUAAUGGCUCAUUCAGAAACUACAGUAAAUAUUAAUGGAGAAGAAUUAAAAAUGGAGAAAGAGGCUAUUGAUACUGCUUUUCUGUUUGAGUUUUUUGACAGCCUUUUUGAUAGCCUUAAUUCCAUUGGGAAAUCUCCUAAAAAUUUGAGGAGGCCCGUUUUUGAUAAUUCACCCCAUUUUGAAUUUUGGACUAAGGCCAUUAAAACUUUAAAAGAAAUGAAGUUCUUGAAAAAAAAUGGAAAUACCUUUAGUCCACCUUGUUUAUCCAACUUUGUUAAAACAAUAAAAAAUUUUGGUGAAUUAUUUAAAAUGCUGAGAGGUUUUGGAUUUAAAUCAAUGAAGACUCGCCAAUUCAACCAGGACCCACUGGAGAAUUUUUUUGGGCAAAUGAGGCAGCGAGGUGGAAGAUAUGUAAACCCCACAUGUGAAGCAUUCCUCCCAUUUUACAAAAGCCUACUUAUAAAAAACUUGGCAGCGAGGCAUGCCCCUACCAGCAAUUGUGAAGAUGAUAAAGCAGAUAUGUUUUUCAGUCUGAAAAAUCUUUUGGAUGAGGGCUUAGAGGAGCAACAACAAGAAAAUCAACUAGAAACACCUAUAAUUUUCAAUCUUCCUAGUGAAAAAAUAGGUUAUAUUGAAAACCAGGCAUUAACAUAUGUUUUGGGUUUUAUUUUAAAAAAGAUAAAACCAAAAACUAAAGAUUGUGAAGAGUGCUGCCAAAGGCUGUUUUGUGAGAUGCCGGAUAAAGAACAUGAAUUUGUAAUAAGAAAGGAUUAUGGUGGAAGAAAAUUAACCUAUGUUAACAUUAAUUUAAAAAAAAAAAACUGUCCUUUAUAUAUACAAAAAGCAAAGCAUGGUUGUGUCAAAAUUUAGAGGAGACAAAAUUAAUUUUUCGCCUUCGUCAAAUAUUUCAAAAUAUUAAAUUUACUUGUGAUAUUCAUGAAAAUCUUAACAAUUUAAUCUUAAAAAAAUUUUUAAAUUUGAUAUUCUUUAAUAUUAUAAAACAAAUUAACAAUAUUUUAAAUUUAAAAGACACAAGAAAAUUAACCCAAAAUGCACCUGCUAUUUUUCAAAUGGCGAAAAAACUGGCUAUAAAAAAAUAUUGUAAAAAAACUAUUAAAUAUUAACAAACACAGUGCUACUAAAAAUUAAGCCUACCUCUUUAAUUUUUUAAAAAGGUUAAUUUUUCAUAAAUUUUUUUGUUAUUUUAUUAUUUUUUAAAUAUGUUAAUUGAAAAGAAAUAAACUAUGUGCAUCCUAAAACUAUUAUUAAUAUUAAACUAAAACUAAAAAAAGUGACCAACAAAUUUUAAUACAUUUAAAAUUUCGGUCACUUUAAGCUGUUUAAUUUCUUUGAAAUUUAUAUGGGCGCAUAGUUUUUUAUGAUCUUUUCAAUGAGCAUACCAACUUAAAAACUUUUAUAUUAAACCAAAGAAUAACUAAAUUUAUUAUUAUAUAAAUCCAAUAUUAUAUUUAUUUUUUAUGUUAUAUUUAUAUUUAUCUGAUAUUAUCGUUAUUGUGAUAUUUAAGAGCUAUUUUUGUUUCAAUAAGACAAAAAAAUAUGUUGUGCCAAUAGGUACCAGUUUUUAUAACUGUUUUUGAGGUCAUAAAUAAAUAAAUAA
Brassicogethes aeneus is the source of this 3426-nucleotide messenger RNA. Lineage: Eukaryota; Metazoa; Arthropoda; Insecta; Coleoptera; Nitidulidae. The record is from the annotation of a GenBank genome assembly.